UUCAAUCUCCCUCUCGCCGCAUCAUACAUACAUAGCUUUCUUACACAUAUCGUCUGAUUUAGCUCUCUCCCUCCUACGAUUCCGCUAACAUGGCUCUACCGAACCAGCAGACUGUAGAUUAUCCUAGCUUCAAGCUCGUCAUUGUUGGUGAUGGAGGCACAGGGAAGACUACUUUUGUGAAGAGACAUCUUACUGGGGAGUUUGAGAAGAAGUAUGAACCUACCAUUGGUGUGGAGGUUCAUCCUCUAGAUUUCUUCACAAACUGUGGCAAGAUCCGUUUUUACUGCUGGGACACUGCUGGACAAGAGAAGUUUGGUGGCCUAAGGGAUGGAUACUAUAUCCAUGGUCAAUGUGCCAUCAUUAUGUUUGAUGUCACAGCAAGGCUCACAUACAAGAACGUUCCGACAUGGCAUCGUGAUCUCUGCAGGGUGUGUGAAAACAUCCCGAUUGUUCUGUGCGGGAACAAAGUGGAUGUGAAGAACAGGCAAGUGAAGGCAAAGCAAGUCACAUUCCACAGGAAGAAGAACCUUCAGUACUAUGAGAUAUCUGCAAAGAGCAACUACAACUUCGAGAAGCCUUUCUUGUACCUUGCUAGAAAACUGGCUGGAGACCAGAACCUGCACUUUGUCGAGUCACCAGCUCUUGCUCCACCAGAGGUUCACCUUGACAUUGCCGCUCAGCAGCAGAACGAGGCUGAUCUUGCAGCUGCCGCAGCUCAGCCUCUCCCAGAUGAUGAUGAUGACGCAUUUGAGUAAAUCUUCCAUAAUGUCUGCUGCGGGAAGCUCUUGCUUUUUCUUUUUUGGUUUUCGUCUCUAUGUUGUUCUGAUAUGUUACAUAUAAAAUCUAUCGGUCUUGUAACAAAAAUUAGGGCAAUAUUUUUGGAUUGUUCCAUUGGUAUCCAAAGCUAAGUUGUUUCUUCCCAGGAA
Messenger RNA from Capsella rubella, 926 nucleotides. RefSeq names its product GTP-binding nuclear protein Ran-2. The coding region runs from base 90 to 755 and encodes 221 amino acids. Gene Ontology annotation, molecular function: GTPase activity; GTP binding. Gene Ontology annotation, biological process: protein import into nucleus; ribosomal subunit export from nucleus. NCBI's taxonomy places the organism in Eukaryota, Viridiplantae, Streptophyta, Magnoliopsida, Brassicales, Brassicaceae. Gene Ontology annotation, cellular component: nucleus; cytoplasm. The record is from RefSeq and is a predicted model, not a curated record. The transcript is spliced from 5 exons.